Messenger RNA from Choloepus didactylus (southern two-toed sloth), 3196 nucleotides. It is a transcript of the gene MLH1, whose product is annotated as mutL homolog 1. Bases 63 to 2336 code for a protein of 757 amino acids. Gene Ontology annotation, cellular component: MutLalpha complex. The record is from RefSeq and is a predicted model, not a curated record. The transcript is spliced from 19 exons. Gene Ontology annotation, biological process: mismatch repair. Gene Ontology annotation, molecular function: ATP hydrolysis activity; ATP binding; ATP-dependent DNA damage sensor activity. NCBI's taxonomy places the organism in Eukaryota, Metazoa, Chordata, Mammalia, Pilosa, Megalonychidae.
UGAUUGGCUGAAGGCAUUCCCGGGAGCAUCUUGAACAUCACUUGAGCUCCUUUGGGGCCAAGAUGUCGCUCGUGGCGGGGGUAAUCCGCCGGCUGGACGAGACAGUAGUGAACCGUAUCGCGGCGGGGGAAGUUAUCCAGCGGCCGGCUAAUGCCAUCAAGGAGAUGAUUGAGAACUGUUUAGAUGCAAAAUCCACAAGUAUUCAAGUGGUUGUUAAAGAAGGAGGCCUGAAGUUGAUUCAAAUCCAAGACAAUGGCACUGGGAUCAGGAAGGAAGAUCUGGACAUUGUGUGUGAGAGAUUCACUACGAGUAAACUGCGGUCCUUUGAGGAUUUAGCCAGAAUUUCUACCUAUGGCUUUCGGGGUGAGGCUUUGGCCAGCAUAAGCCACGUGGCUCACGUUACUAUUACAACCAAAACUGCUGAUGGAAAGUGUGCAUACAGAGCAAGUUAUUCAGAUGGAAAGCUGAAAGCGCCUCCUAAGCCAUGUGCUGGCAAUCAGGGGACCCAAAUCACGGUGGAGGACCUUUUUUACAACAUAGCAACGAGGAGAAAAGCUUUAAAAAACCCAAGUGAAGAGUAUGGGAAAAUUUUGGAAGUUGUCGGCAGGUAUUCAAUACAUAAUUCAGGCAUUAGUUUCUCAGUUAAAAAACAAAGUGAGACAGUGGCUGAUGUUAGAACACUGCCUAAUGCCACAACUGUAGACAAUAUUCGCUCCAUCUUUGGCAACGCUGUUAGCCGAGAAUUAAUUGAAGUUGGGUGUGAGGAUAAAACCUUAGCCUUCAAAAUGAAUGGCUACAUAUCCAAUGCAAAUUAUUCGGUGAAGAAGUGCAUCUUCUUACUCUUCAUCAAUCAUCGUCUGGUAGAAUCAACUUCCUUGAAAAAAGCAGUAGAAGCGGUGUAUGCAGCGUAUUUGCCGAAAAACACACACCCGUUCCUGUACCUCAGUUUAGAAAUCAGUCCCCAGAAUGUGGAUGUCAAUGUGCACCCUACAAAGCACGAGGUUCACUUCCUGCAUGAGGACAGCAUCCUGGAGCGGGUACAGCAGCACAUCGAGAGCAAGCUCCUGGGUUCCAACUCUUCCAGGAUGUAUUUCACCCAGACUUUGCUUCCAGGACUUGCUGGUCCCUCUGGGGAGGUGGUUAAAUCCACAAUGGGUGUGACUUCAUCUACUUCUGGAAGUAGUGACAAGGUCUAUGCCUACCAGAUGGUACGUACAGAUUCCCGGGAACAGAAACUUGAUGCCUUUCUGCAGCCUGUGAGCAAGCACCUGUCCCAUGGGUCCACGGCCAUGGUCCUAGAAGAUAAGAUAGAUGAUUCUAGUGGCAGGGCCACACAGCAAGAUGAGGAGAUGCCUGAGCUCCCAGCUCCUAUUGAAAUGUCUGCCAAGAAUCAGGGCUUGGAAGGAGAUGCAUUAAAGAGGACUUCAGAAACAUCAGAAGAGAGAGGGCCCACUUCCAGCCCAGGCAACCCCAGAAAGAGACAACGGGAAGACUCUGAUGUAGAAAUGGUGGAAGAUGACUCCCGAAAGGAAAUGACAGCAGCCUGUACUCCCCGGAGAAGGAUUAUUAACCUCACCAGUGUUUUGAAUCUCCAGGAAGAAAUUAAUGAGCGGGGGCAUGAGACUCUCCGAGAGAUGCUGAAUAACCACUCCUUUGUUGGCUGCGUGAAUCCUCAGUGGGCCUUGGCACAGUAUCAGACCAAGUUAUACCUUCUCAAUACCACCAAACUCAGUGAAGAACUGUUCUAUCAGAUACUCAUUUAUGAUUUCGCCAAUUUUGGGGUCCUGAGGCUAUCGGAGCCAGCACCGCUCUUUGACCUCGCAAUGCUCGCCUUAGAAAGUCCUGAGAGUGGCUGGACAGAGGAAGAUGGUCCCAAAGAAGGACUUGCUGAAUACAUUGUUGAGUUUCUGAAGAAGAAGGCUGAGAUGCUUGCUGACUAUUUCUCUUUGGAAAUUGAUGAGGAAGGGAAUUUGAUUGGAUUACCCCUUCUGAUUGACAAUUAUGUACCCCCUUUGGAGGGACUGCCUGUCUUCAUACUUCGACUAGCCACUGAGGUGAACUGGGAUGAAGAAAAAGAAUGCUUUGAAAGCCUCAGUAAAGAAUGUGCUAUGUUCUACUCCAUCCGAAAGCAGUAUGUAUGUGAGGAGUCUACCCUCUCAAGCCAGCAGAGUGAUGUGCCUGGUUCCACACCAAACCCCUGGAAGUGGACUGUGGAACACAUUGUCUAUAAAGCCUUCCGCUCACACCUUCUGCCUCCUAAACACUUCACAGAAGAUGGAAAUAUCUUGCAACUUGCUAACCUGCCUGAUCUAUACAAAGUCUUUGAGAGGUGUUGACCCUGGUCAUGUAUGGACCAAGAAGUAUGUUGCUCUUCCUUUGUAUCCUGAUGUUGGUAGGACUUAAUGACGAAGACUCAUGUUUGCCUUUUCACUAGUAGCAUUUCUGCAUGCUUAGUAGAUUGACUGUGAAUAAAUAGUCAAAUAUGUCCUAACAUGAUUUCUUAGAUAUUUAAUUUCAUUAUAUGUGAAAGUUUUUCUAGGCUGAUUUUUACCUAGUGUAUAAAUCAUCAUGUUUAUGAAUCCCCAAAGAGGACUGAAAGCCUCCUGGGCAUCUGAUAAGGUGUUGUACAAGCAAAGCACCAUUAAGAAUUCCAUCAAAAAAAAAAAAAAUCAAUUUAAAAAAAUUUAAAAUAGAAAAAAAUACAAAAACGCACACAAACAGAAUACUAUCCAUAAACCUACAAUUUCUCUAGUAAAAAAAAAAAGAAAAUUCUGAAAGGCCUUGAAAAUUUUCCUGGAUCAUGCUGAUUUGAUCCUUUCUGUAUUCUGUUAAAUUUCUAUUAUCAUGUGAUAAUAGUUAAUUAUGUUGUUCAGGUACCUUUUAAAAGAGAUCCUGAAUAUAUAAGAUGCUCUGGUGGCACUAUGAAGAAAGCUUGUACUUAAUAAUCUGUUAGUAUUAUCAAUAACCAAAGCCAAUUUAUUUAUUCUUAAUGAAAAAAUGAGUAGGAUUUCUAUUCUUGAGGGAAAAAAAUCAUCCUUAUCCAGACUGUAAUUGGUCAUGAUUUUUUAACUUGCCCACUUUGUUAAUGGCUCUAAGUACUACCAGCUUAAGGGAAAGAGAUGUCUAGGUAUUUUUGUUUGAAGGUUGAUGUAAAAUACAAAUGUAAACUGUGACAAAAUAAACUACCUUACUAUUA